CUUCAGAGUUCAAAGUCUCGCGACACAAUCCCACAAAGCUUGCCAUCACCCAGUCUCUGGAAUGGUAAUUCCAUUGAAGGAAAGUCGAAGAUAGUGAGUUUCAAAUUUUCUGAAGCGAAACUGCGAAAGCUUAACAAUCUCACAGAGCCUUCACUCAAUGGAGAUUGGCUCUUCCCCCUCAACCUUCUGCUUUCAACCAGCACUCCAACCACUGAUUAAAACUGGUACUAGUGUUUCUACUUGCUGCUGGAGGAACAGAAGAGUUCUCGUACAGAGCUUGCCAGUCUCUUACCGGAAGUUCGUUGACUUCGCUUUGGAAGAAACCAGACACCACACUCAUUUGGUUCCUUCGCCUUUACAGGAAAAAUUCAAUUCUAUCAAUUCUAAGGAUGGCAAAGGAGUGCUUCAUAUGCUGUCCUUUCAAGCUGCCAAGAUUAGGCUUCUGCGAAGUUUGAGCAUUGAAACUGAAACAAUGCAGGUUCUGGAUUUUGCUGUCUUUCCAAAAGUAGAAUAUGAUGUGCCCAUAUUUUGUGCUAACUUUUUCACCAGUGGCAGAUCAAACAUAAUUGUGUUGGACCUUAACCCACUGCAUGAUAUUAUCAAUCAGCAGGAUUACAAGGAAAAGUACUUUAAACGCUUAAUUCCCCUUGGCCUCAAUAUUCCGAGGUAA
Messenger RNA from Prosopis cineraria, 670 nucleotides. Its product is annotated as phytochromobilin:ferredoxin oxidoreductase, chloroplastic-like. The record is from RefSeq and is a predicted model, not a curated record. Lineage: Eukaryota; Viridiplantae; Streptophyta; Magnoliopsida; Fabales; Fabaceae. The transcript has 4 exons. Gene Ontology annotation, biological process: phytochromobilin biosynthetic process. Gene Ontology annotation, molecular function: phytochromobilin:ferredoxin oxidoreductase activity; cobalt ion binding. Bases 158 to 670 code for a protein of 170 amino acids.